GGCGUGAGGUGAGAUCAUGCAUGUAUGAUAGCUCGUUGGUCUAGAUAUUUUCUGGGACGGAAAAGGCAGCAGACAGCAGCCCGAAAACUUAACACCGCGCUGAAUAGAUGGUGGACAACAACAGUCCCGAACAUGAUUGAGCCUUUUUCGAAUAAUAGGCGGUGGUGGAUGGUGAGAGGUGAUUUCACGCAGAGGAGACAGCAAGUUUGCAAGCGCAUCAGAAACCGAUAGAUUCUGGAGUGAUGAUGGCUGUUGGUGAAUGGCUGGAAGGAAAAUCAAGCAAGGAGGAGGGGCAAUGUUGGAGAAGGUGAAUUAUUUCUUGGAGAAACUUGAGGCAAACAAGACAUACUGGUCGAUGAGUCGUAGAAACCCCCAGAGAAUGAUAAUCCAACAUCUAGAGAUAUAUCCUCCGCUUCUUCUCACAUCACUGUUGACGGUGGCCAAAUGGCGUCGGGUCAAACGAAAUAAAGAACUACAAACGAGCGUCUGUAUACGAUCAUUGCGGCGUCUUGAAGAAAUAGCUCAUCCUUUCACGCAAUCUCAAUACAUGUAUGUCAUCCACGCCCUACCUCCCUUUCGGCGUGCGCAUUCUCCUGAUCCGAUUCCUGAGACCAAAUCUCCUCAUGGUUCCACGUCCGGGCGUCUGGAGGAGUCCAUUCUACUGGACAUAUCAAUCAGCGCAAGUACGCGCGCACUAAAGGCAUCAAGCCCUGAUGCUUGCAAGAUCAGAACGGCUAUCUAUUUCUUUCAAAAAAGCCAUCGAGUGCUUUUUGUUUUCAAAAGACAGCGCGUCGCUCAUGAGUACGAGCGACUGAUUCCGGGACCCUCCUUCCCUCAUGAAGGGACGAGCUCGAGUACGUCGAUGAUGGCAGCGCAUCGCGGACAUCAACUCCAACUGGCCUCCGACGCGAGCACACGACCCAACUCGACUUCAUCGUCGCCAAUCGGAGCCAAUAUCCGACGUCGCGUCGAACAGCGAGAACAAGUUCCGAGUCAAAGAUUGCGACCGGAUAUGGCUCGGCAGCGGCGCAGGCGGACCGUACGAUUGAAUGGCUUCGUCGGAUGCUCGUAA
Messenger RNA from Marchantia polymorpha subsp. ruderalis, 1072 nucleotides. The record is from the annotation of a GenBank genome assembly. Lineage: Eukaryota; Viridiplantae; Streptophyta; Marchantiopsida; Marchantiales; Marchantiaceae.